AUGGCUGAACCUCCAGCCAAACGCGCUAGGAGGACGGAUAGCUCGACAAUGUGGGAGAUGAAUGACACGAAAUCCCACUCAGACGAUUAUGACAACAACGAGCUACAUGGUGGCAUGUCAAAACGAGAAGCGUCAACCAAAGACGAUAGAAAACGAAGCAACAUGUCGAGAAAUGAGCGCAGAUCCCGCUCCAGAGAUAGGGAUGAUCGAAGACGUGACCGGAGUAGAUCGAGAGAUAGGAGGGACAAGAGCAGAUCAAGGGAACGGAGAGAAAGGGACAGGGACAGGGACAGGGAUAGGGAUAGAGCUGGUCGGAAGGACAGAGACAGGAGCGGCAGCAGGGGCAGAUAUACUAGAUGGGGGGAUUAUGGAAAGACGGCUCAAUACCGCGAACGAGGUCGUGAUAGAUCCUGGUCCCGUUCCCUCUCUCCAGCACGCUCGCCCGCAAGGAAUGGUUCUGCCUCCACCCGGUCUAGAAGGUCACGGUCACCUCCACCGCCGCGGGGCUCGAGACCUGACCGUCGAGGCGACCUACCACCCCGAGACCAGGUCUGGGAAUCGGCAAAGAUGGGGGCGAAUGGGAUUUCUUCUGAAUCGAGACGGCAUGGUUCAACAAAAUCUAAAAUCCAACCUGUGCUAGAGAGUAUGGGCGUAGAUAUCGACAGUGCAGAUGCCGAAGACCUGGACCAAUUGAUUCGGAAAACGAUGGGGUUCUCGUCGUUCCGGACUACACAAAACACUAAGGUGCCUGGAAACAAUAUCUAUGGCGUGCGCAAGGAGAAGAAGACACAAUACAGACAAUAUAUGAAUCGCCAAGGAGGAUUCAACAGGCCAUUGAGCCCGACACGUUGA
Histoplasma capsulatum G186AR is the source of this 852-nucleotide messenger RNA. RefSeq lists its product as uncharacterized. The record is from RefSeq and is a predicted model, not a curated record. The transcript is spliced from 2 exons. Gene Ontology annotation, cellular component: precatalytic spliceosome. Gene Ontology annotation, biological process: RNA splicing. NCBI's taxonomy places the organism in Eukaryota, Fungi, Ascomycota, Eurotiomycetes, Onygenales, Ajellomycetaceae. Bases 1 to 852 code for a protein of 283 amino acids.